Molecule: messenger RNA, 2732 nt
Organism: Cephus cinctus (wheat stem sawfly)
Lineage: Eukaryota; Metazoa; Arthropoda; Insecta; Hymenoptera; Cephidae
Exons: 2
Coding region: 343-1026 (227 amino acids)
Source: RefSeq, a predicted model, not a curated record
ACCGGUAUCCACAAAUUCGAAAAAUGCCAUCACACGAAAUGAAUCCUACAAAAGUAAUCUUUGGCUCCGUGCAAGAAAAAACAUAACCCACGCCCUGUUACAAUUUGCGAAACAGCAUGAAACUCGCAUCUCCAUAACUCGUAGGAAGUUUGAAGUUCGCAGCAGCAAAUAGGUGGGAAGAUAAUGGGUACCGAGAAGCAGCAGCACGAAGUCGUUCUUAUCGCGCGAAAGAAACUUUUAGCUUGCCAGUGAACGGAGUGACAUAAAUUUAAAGGAAUACCGGAUUUGAAAACGCUACCAAGAAACCACCAGGUGGAUAGAAGAACCUCGACGUUAUUCAGGAUGAACGGUGCUCUGGUGGUCGUGGGGAUGGUCGUCGUAUCCAUCUUGCUCGCAAGUAUCCUGGCAUACGAGAGCAGGGCCACGAGAAGAAGUACAGAGAUGGAAGUUAGUACUAAAAAUUCCCUGGACGAGGACCUACAAGACAUCCUUGAAUUCGUCCCUUUGAAAGAGGUGGAAAAAAUAAUCAAUGAUUAUCUCAUGUACGACAAGCAGAUACACGAGACUGUACAGUUUGUGGACGAGAUGAAAAAUUUCGUCCUGGAGGAUUUAAAACGGAUUCCUGGUAUCCUGAAUUUUAUGAAUUAUUUACAAUCUCAGGGAUUGGAUAUGGAGAAUUGGUCCAGGAAGAUAAAAGGAUUCUGGAUGUGCAAGCCUAAUUUCGUAGAAUCCAAUCAGAAGAUGGCAUCCGGUGGACUCACGACGAUGAUCAAUAGGAUACAGAAGAUCCUUCCCAAGGAAGAGCUCCACGAAUAUCUUCGUCAAAAGCUUCGUUACUCGCGGAGCUUUCGUAAUUUUAUAAUACUCAUAAGCUCCGAUCACUUCGUCGAACUUUGCGAGUCCGUCGAGAAGAGCGUAGGGCUACAGAGAGAAUAUUUCUGGGCGACCGAAGCUGGCAUCGAGACAACGUUCACUUUGGAGCUGCUGAAGGAUCUAUACGUGUACCUAACGGAGACUCUGGUCUGAUGUAUACAAGGUGGAGAGAGCUUAAGAGUAUAAAAUAACAGAUUCGAUAAGACGUUGAGUAAACUAAAGAAAGAAGCCGAAUGACCCCGGAGUGGUAGUAGAUAAUCCAAAGCUGAGGUAGUAGGAUUUACUCGUGAAGCAGAUCCCCGAUCGGUAUCGGGACAAUUCCGAAAUCCUGAGAAGAACUUGGAGACUGGAGAAAGUUCGAGAUUUCGAUUGGUUUCAUUUCGAAAUCCGACAGCGGAAGGUCUCCUCGGGUAUUUCAACGGCCAGCUCCUGGACCAUCCUGAAGAGCCCGUGGGAUAGGAGGAAUUAAUUCCGCUCAGGAAGAUAUCCAGGGGUCUAUGAGUGGAAAGGCUACGGGGUGGGUUUCAGGGAGAAUUCUGAAGAGCAGAAUGGGCGAGUUGGUUAGGUGGUAAAGCGUGGGAGGAUGCGAAGAGAAAGAGGUGAAGGAAUAGGAGCAGGGAGAUAGGUGGGGAGCCACUGUGGGAGCACGAGGAGGUGAAUGUGGAAGGUGGGCGAGGGCAAGCAGUUCGCGGUGUCUGCGGCAAACAAUUCCAAUUAACUUGCUGGAAUUGAAAUAGGACUCGUCCGUCCUGUCGGCCGACCUUUUGCAUUGUCCCCGAGCGAGGAUAAGCCUGCGCUUCCUUUCCUAUGUUUUUCUGAUUACACUCUCGGCCUAGGUUGCUAAUUAGUACCCGCCCUUAUGGGGACCAAAGGGAUUGCGGAUAACGAGGCUGACCGCUCUGUCAAACGAAAAACGAGCUGACACGAUGCUCCUGUCUGAUCUUGGUCAUAGGAUACGUACCUUGUUACAUGAACAGGAUCCACAGGGAUAUUCAGGGUGAUAACACGCGAAUGACAGAGAGUAAUGCAGAGUGCCUUAGCUGUCCAAAAUUAUAAUCCCAUACUCGUAUAUAUAUUCUGAUAAGAAGUUGCCCUUUUCCGUAGCGGAUCAAACGAUCAAAUGGAUCAAUUGAAUUUAAACGUUAAGUUUGCCCAAUCUCUUUUUCGGUUGCUUUCAAUGCCGGGAAGUUCAACUAUUAUCCGUGCCAUAAUGCCCAUCAUCGUCGGCACAGCCUCCCAUAUAGGACAGUCCCUCAGACAAUGCAGGUCCUGAGCUGCUCAGAUAUUGAAGACGCCCGAAAGCAGUGUGUACCAAUCCCAAUGUGUACCCAACGUCUAGCCCGACUCUCUACAUUAUUAAAUCCUUCCUUCCUACCUUCCUGCCGGGCUUCCUGGUUCCCCACCUUACGUAAAGGCUAGUUGGUCUGGGACAAUGACAGUCUUAGAGGGGACCGUAACAUCGGCUAUAUAUCUAGAUACCUCGAUCCUGCUCCAUCACAAAGCCCUAAACUUUUCUGUAGUUCUGUAGCACAGUUCGACUUUCUUCCGGCUCCCAACUUCGAACGAGCAAGGAUCUAAAUUUAUAUAUUUCUCGUCACUCCUUUGGCUCAGGAUUCCCAUAGACUUCAUCUUGGUCUAGCUUGUCUCUCCAGAUUUAUUUUCCUGAUUUUUUUUUCGCCGACUGGCUGCCACAAGCAACCGGAGUCCAGUGACGUAUUGGUACUCAGGUAUAAUUACCAGAGGGAUUUGUAAAAUCGUCGCUACUUUUUUUUUUAUCAGAGUUCGCUUCAGUGAAAACGCGUAUUAGUCUCGUUCAUUCCAGAGGUGGCUUAAUCCUUGAAAUAAUGUAACCUAUUUGU